AUGCUGCUUUCUGUGACAUCAAGGUUGUCCAAACCAUCCAUAUAUAAGACAACACCCGUGGUUUUCAGAUCAAUGGCAACCGCCAAGAAAUCUGCCAAGAAGGAUACAAAUGAUGAUAAUGUAGAAAUCAAUCUCCCUGAGCAUUCGUUCGAAGGUUACAUGCUAGAUACUCCUUCCUUGACUUUCCAAACCAAUAAAGCUGCACUUUUACAGAUGUAUAAAGAUAUGAUCAUCAUUAGAAGAAUGGAGAUGGCUUGUGAUGCCUUAUAUAAAGCUAAAAAGAUUAGAGGGUUCUGUCAUCUAUCAACAGGCCAAGAAGCCAUUGCGGUGGGUGUAGAAAAUGCAAUUACAAAGAAGGAUUCCGUAAUUACUUCCUACAGAUGCCAUGGCUUCACCUUCAUGAGAGGUGGCUCGGUCAAAGCCGUUCUUGCAGAAUUGAUGGGUAGAAGAGCAGGUGUCUCCUAUGGCAAAGGUGGUUCGAUGCAUCUUUAUGCAGACUCCUUCUAUGGUGGUAAUGGUAUCGUCGGUGCUCAGGUUCCUUUAGGUAAUGGUUUGGCUUUUGCUCACCAAUAUAAAAAUGAAGAUGCUUGUUCUUUCACAUUAUAUGGUGACGGUGCUGCUAAUCAAGGUCAAGUUUUUGAGUCAUUCAAUAUGGCUAAAUUGUGGAAUCUACCAGUAGUUUUCUGUUGUGAGAACAAUAAAUACGGUAUGGGUACCUCUGCAUCGAGAUCUUCUGCCAUGACAGAUUAUUACAAACGUGGUCAGUAUAUUCCAGGGUUGAAAGUUAACGGCAUGGACGUAUUAUCUGUUUACCAGGCUUCAAGGUUCGCCAAGGACUGGUGCCUUUCCGGUAAGGGUCCAUUAGUUCUUGAAUAUGAAACGUAUAGAUAUGGUGGUCACUCGAUGUCCGACCCAGGCACUACAUACAGAACAAGAGACGAGAUUCAACAAAUGAGAUCAAAACAUGAUCCAAUUGCAGGUUUAAAAAUGAAAUUAGAAGAAUUGAAUAUUGCCACUGAAGAUGAAAUUAAAUCCUACGAUAAAGCUGCAAGAAAAUAUGUUGAUGAACAGGUGGAAGCUGCAGAUGCAGCAGCACCACCAGAAGCCAAAUUAUCUAUAUUAUUCGAGGAUGUCUACGUCAAGGGAACAGAAACUCCAACCUUAAGAGGUAGAGUCAAUGAAGAUACUUGGGAUUUCCAAAAAAAUGAUUUUGCUGCCACAAACUGA
This is a messenger RNA of Kazachstania africana CBS 2517, 1227 nucleotides long. It is a transcript of the gene PDA1, whose product is annotated as pyruvate dehydrogenase (acetyl-transferring) subunit E1 alpha. Gene Ontology annotation, biological process: pyruvate decarboxylation to acetyl-CoA. Gene Ontology annotation, cellular component: intracellular membrane-bounded organelle. Gene Ontology annotation, molecular function: pyruvate dehydrogenase (acetyl-transferring) activity. The transcript has a single exon. NCBI's taxonomy places the organism in Eukaryota, Fungi, Ascomycota, Saccharomycetes, Saccharomycetales, Saccharomycetaceae. The record is from RefSeq and is a predicted model, not a curated record. The coding region runs from base 1 to 1227 and encodes 408 amino acids.